UUAGUCUGCAGCAGUCACUGUCCUCAUUCACACCACUCAAGACUGUCUCCAUUUGUACCAUUUACUGUAUGACAGCAGACAGUUCAACUGUGUCCUCCCCUCCUCUCCUAAUGUGACCUCAGUGGUGACAAAGAAAGCCCCUGUCUUCAUCAGUGAACACACCAAUCAAUGCACCAGCAACAUUCAAUAAAACACAUCUAGUCAGAGAGAACUCCAUGAAUACAGAGGGCUAAUUUGGGAGGCAGGAGGGCAUUCAAACAACCACCUGCUCUCGUCUCUCACUGAGCUGCUGUCAGACUCUGGUGGUGAAGGGUCGGUGGACUGUCUGACACUCUGUAGGAGGAGGACUGUGUGUGCAGGGAGAAUGUCAGGGAGCAACCAGCCACUGGACCUGAUGCUCAUUAAAGAACUGGAGCACAUCUUGGAUUCCUGCGCGCUGGAGCUCACAGCAGUGGAUGAAGUCUGGCCCAACCUGUACAUAGGAAAUGUGGCUGUGGCGCAGAACAGAAAUAAAUUACAUAAGCUUGGCAUCACUCAUGUGCUGAACGCAGCGCACUCCAAGCAGGGCAGCAUCGGUGACCAGAGUUUUUACGGGAACACCUGUGUUUACUUUGGCAUCCCAGCAGAGGAUUCAGGCCACUUUGACCUCAGUCAGUACUUCAAACAUGCAGCUGACUUUAUACACAAAGGCCUGAAGAGCAAAGAUGGUAAAGUGCUGGUGCAUUGCAUCAUGGGCCUGAGUCGAUCGGCCACUUUAGUCCUGGCCUACUUCAUGUUGCGGCAGCGUCUCGCUCUGAAAGAUGCCCUGAGGCAAGUUGUCCAAAAACGAGCCAUUUACCCAAAUCGGAACUUCCUGUCACUCCUCCUCAAGCUGGACGAGCAGCUGACACGCAGACGGAGGUUGUGUCCUCUUCUCUGACAUCACUCGCUCCUCUAAACUCUUCUCUCUCUUUCCAUGUGUUCACUCCACUCUAAUUAGUACAGAUACUAUCUAUAAACAAUACUAUCAGAAUGAGUGUGAUAUAGUUAGAGGUGUGAGUUUGAUAGUAACGAACAUUUAAAGUUCAACAUUUUAUUUCUUAUAUUGUCUACCUUUCAUGCACUAGUUUCACUCCUGGGUGCAGCAGUUAGGGCCAUGUGUUGUGAAAUAUUGUAAAUAUCUAAAUAUCAUAUUUCUCUGAAGUUUAUUUUCAUAUUCAAACUGUAUUCAAAUGUUACCUGCAGUGUAAGUGGGAGGCCUCUCCACGAGCUUUGUAAACACAGCUUUAUGACUUGUUGUGAAUAUUGAUAAAGACAUUUUAUGCUAUUUCAUGUAAAGAUUCUGGCUGAAUGGAUGUGGAAUGAAUGCUAAACUAUUUUUUUUUACAUCCCACAUUGUAAAAAGUGAGAUUGCCAUGUCUUUUUUUAUUUUAAAGCAGGGCUAGAAGCUGUAUAAAU
This is a messenger RNA of Centropristis striata (black sea bass), 1437 nucleotides long. Its product is annotated as dual specificity protein phosphatase family protein. The record is from RefSeq and is a predicted model, not a curated record. Gene Ontology annotation, biological process: negative regulation of MAPK cascade; protein dephosphorylation. Gene Ontology annotation, cellular component: cytoplasm. The coding region runs from base 365 to 919 and encodes 184 amino acids. Gene Ontology annotation, molecular function: protein tyrosine/serine/threonine phosphatase activity; MAP kinase phosphatase activity. NCBI's taxonomy places the organism in Eukaryota, Metazoa, Chordata, Actinopteri, Perciformes, Serranidae. The transcript is spliced from 3 exons.